Scatophagus argus is the source of this 5416-nucleotide messenger RNA. RefSeq names its product N-acetylglucosamine-1-phosphate transferase subunits alpha and beta (gene gnptab). Bases 158 to 3937 code for a protein of 1259 amino acids. Gene Ontology annotation, cellular component: Golgi apparatus. The transcript has 21 exons. The record is from RefSeq and is a predicted model, not a curated record. Lineage: Eukaryota; Metazoa; Chordata; Actinopteri; Scatophagidae. Gene Ontology annotation, molecular function: UDP-N-acetylglucosamine-lysosomal-enzyme N-acetylglucosaminephosphotransferase activity; calcium ion binding. Gene Ontology annotation, biological process: carbohydrate phosphorylation; N-glycan processing to lysosome.
GGGGCAGCAGCGCCACCACCGUAGAGGAAGUGUGAAAUCUAUGGUUGUCAUGUGUCAUACUCAAGCAAUCUGGCUGGCGGCGGUCAGCUGACAGAUCCGGGUCGCUUACGAUGUUUGCUUUCUUUAUUUAGUACGUUUUCCUGCGUUUUUUGAAUGAAUGCAGCGCUAUGCUUCGCCGAGGAGAACCAUGGUAGUCGUCAAUUCGGUGCUUAAGCUGUUGCAGAGGCAGACGUACACCUGUCUGUCCCACCGAUAUGGGCUCUAUCUCUGCUUUGGUGGGCUCGUCCUCAUGAUAGUUUCCGCCUUUCAGUUCGGAGAGGUGGUGGUGGAGUGGAGUCGGGACCAGUACCAUGUGCUGUUUGAUUCUUACCGAGAUAAUGUGGGUGGGAGAUCAUUUCAAAGCAGGCUCUGUCUGCCCAUGCCUAUUGAUGUUGUGUACACAUGGGUGAACGGCACAGACGUGGCUCUGCUGAAGGAACUGAAGACGGUCAAAGAACAAAUGGAGGAGGAACGAAGAGCUCUGAGGGAACGGCUGGGGAAAAAUGCAAAUGAGACGACUGAGGUGCCAAAGGACAGUGUUAAGCCAGAAUGCCUGCUGUCCCACUGCAUCAUGGCGCCCAUGCUGGCCCUGGACCCCGCUCUGCCAGCCAACAUUACAAUCAAAGAGCUGCCGGCGCUCUCUUCCUCCUUCUCCGCUGCCAAAGAGCUGCUGCUGAUGAGCAAACCCUUCCACCCAUCCACCGCCGCCUCUGUGGUUGUGUUCCAUUUGCAGGCUGAUGCUGAUAAAGCCUACACAGAUGUGUCUAAAGAAGACCAGAAAUUCUCUGUGUCCAGAUGUUACCUGACGACUGAUAAAGAGGCUCCGGGUCUGAUCCGUAUGCAGUCUCUGGCCUAUCUGAGCGGCUUCCCGGCAUCCUUUAAGGAAACGGAGCAGCUGAGAGUCAAACUUCCGUCUGUCAUAACCAAUAAGAUCAAACAGUUUGAGUUGUACUCUGAGGCCAGCAUCGCCCUGCUCCACCUGAAAACCCCGCAGGAUUUCACCGAUCUGACCCAGCAGGCUAAAAAGAACCUGACCCUGGAUGGAAAAGAGUUAACCAUCAGUCCUGCCUACUUGUUCUGGGACCUCACCGCCAUCUCACAGCCGAAACAGGAUGAAGAUGUGUCGGCCAGCCGAUUCGAGGACAACGAGGAGCUCCGCUAUUCGUUGCGCUCUGUGGAGAGACAUGCCCCCUGGGUGCGACACAUCUUCAUCGUCACCAAUGGGCAGAUUCCCUCCUGGCUCAACCUGGAUAACCCCAGAGUUACAGUUGUCACACAUAAGGAUAUCUUCCAGAAUCACAGCCACCUUCCUACUUUCAGCUCCCCUGCCAUUGAGACGCACAUUCACCGCAUCUCAGGGCUCUCCCAAAAGUUCAUUUAUCUCAACGAUGAUGUGAUGUUUGGCAAAGAUGUCUGGCCAGAUGACUUCUACAGUCACUCGAAAGGACAGAAGGUGUAUCUCACUUGGCCUGUCCCCAACUGUGCCGAGGGCUGCCCAGGUUCUUGGAUCAAAGACGGGUAUUGUGACAAAGCCUGCAACAACUCUGCCUGUGACUGGGAUGGAGGAGACUGCCUCGGUGCAGCGGGGAACAAUCGGUUCGCUGCUGGGGUCGGUGUUGCAGGUGGUGGACAGGUUUGGCAGUUUGCAGGUGGUCUAGGAGGUCUAGGGGGCACAUCCUACUGCAAUCAAGGCUGUGCCAACUCCUGGCUGGCAGACAAGUUCUGUGACCAAGCCUGCAAUGUACUCUCCUGUGGUUUUGAUGUGGGAGACUGCGGCCAGGAGCACUUUGGUGAGCUGUACCGUAUGACCCUGCUGAGGAAUCAGACUAUGUACACCCUACCAGUAGGGGAAGUCAGGCCAUAUUUCAGCUUCAGCAAAAUGGCUCGCAGAAUCUCUGAGGCCCACGUCAGCGACAACCCGGUGGUUCGCCACACGUCUGUCGCCAACAAGUGGAGGACCAUCCACCUCCUGCUUCAUCCUGGUCACAAUUCCACCCAGAUACAGUACAACAUCACUUUCCAGAGCGAAGACGACACAGAGUUCACAAUGGGCUUCAGCGUAGCUGUCGACACCCGCGAGGUACCUCAAGCUAACGUGUCCCAGGCCACAAGCAAAGACGCUGAUAAAGAGCCAAAGCCGACUGCGACUCCAGAGCCACCGUUCCCAUUCUCAGAUAUUCCUGAAGACAAACGGGGUCCUAAGAUUCAAAAGAGGCAGCCUGGUGACCCUCAGGUUGUCAUAGAGUUUCCUGCACUGAAUAUAUCACUUCUACCAGCUGAUGUGCAUAGUGAGCUGCAAAAGCUGGAGGAGAAACUUCUGAUUGGUGACAUUACCGUGAAAGGUUAUAACUUCACAAAGGCUGAACUUCUAAAAUCUUUCAAGACACUGGGUCAAAAGCAACAGGUCAUGGAUUCACGUCCAGCUAAUGAGGGUGCAGACGAGAUCAAGGAGAGGCCAGAUGAAGACUUGGAGGGGGAGCGUUUACAGAAAAAACAACCUGCAGAAGAGAAAGCUGGAAAUAUCAUUCAUAACAAUCCAAACUCAAAAGAAAUAUCUAGGAAAGAUGUGGCUCUCCAGGAAAAACCUGCCAUACCUCUCAUCCCACUCCAUAUUGACGAUAAGCAUAAGAAAGAUUUUAAAUCUCCAAAGCUGAAUGCUGCCAUUGAGAGGCCUUUGACUUCCAAACUGCUAAGCAGCAUUUCCAAAACCAAGAGUGCCGAGAGUCAGGCAGAGCCAGCCAACGCUGCAGGAGGAGCUCCGGUGGGGAGGAGACUCCAACAUUUUAUUUCCUCAGACAGAGGCUUUCUGCCGUGGGAGAAGAGGAAAUAUUUCCAGGAACUGCUUGAGGAAGGGGAGCGUCUGGAGAGAGCAUUGUCCUAUGAGACUGACGGUACUGCCACUGGCCGAAGGCUGCACGAUACUUUUGCUGACUCGCUACGCUACGUCAAUAAGCUGCUCAACAGCCAGUUUGGAUUCACGUCUCGUAAAGUCCCCGCACACAUGCCUCACAUGAUCGACCGUCUCAUCAUGCAGGAGCUGCAGGACACAUUCCCAGAAGAGUUUGACAAAACAUCAGCCCAUCGUGUUCGUCACUCAGAGGACAUGCAGUUUGCCUUUUCGUACUUUUACUUCCUGAUGAGCGCUCAGCAGCAGCUCAAUGUGUCCGAGGUGUUUGACGAGAUCGACACAGACCACUCAGGUGUCCUGUCUGACCGGGAGAUUCGAACUCUAGCCACAAGGAUCCACGAGCUGCCUCUCAGCCUCCAGGACCUGACGGGCCUUGAGCAGAUGUUGAUAAACUGCUCGAAGACGCUCCCAACUAACCUGACCCAGCUCCACCUGGUGAACCCAACUCAGGAGGCCUACUAUGACCCCAGCAUGCCUCCUGUCACAAAAGGCCUCAUCCUCCACUGCAAGGCCAUCACAGAACGCAUCCACAAAUCCUUCAAAGACCAGAAUAAGUACAAGUUUGAGAUCAUGGGGGAGGAGGAGAUAGCUUUCAAGAUGGUGCGGACAAACGUGUCCCACGUGGUCGGCCAGUUAGACGACAUUAGGAAGAAUCCCAGGAAGUUCAUCUGUCUGAAUGAUAACAUCGACCACAGCCAUAAGGAUGCUGCCACAGUGAAAGCUGUGCUGAGGGACUUCUACGAGUCCAUGUUCCCACUGCCGUCCCAGUUUGAGCUGCCCAGAGAGUAUCGCAACAGGUUCCUGCAUAUGGAUGAGCUCCAGGAAUGGCGGGUGUAUCGGGACAAGCUUAAGUUCUGGACUCACUGUGUCCUUGUGACACUCGUCAUCUUCACCAUCAUGUCCUUCUUUGCCGAACAGCUGAUUCUGCUUAAGCGAAAGCUGUUCCCCAGACGCAGAGUGAACAGGGACAGCAACCCAGAGAGGGUUUGACAGAGGGACACUUUCCUUUCCUUUCUUCGGAUCAACAUCCACCCUUUGCCCCCUACUAGGAAAUGAGAGGGUUCAGACCGGGAGACUGGGUGGAAACGGGAAUUUGAAGUCCUCAGUGCAUGUGGUUGCAUCAGCGCGGAUGGAAGAUCGAGCCUCCUCAGAUGGUGAUGAAACACCUCUCACAAAUGAUGGAUGGGGCUUGCCGGUGAAAUGAAUGGCAGCCAGAAAGAAGAAGCCUGUAAAUCUUUUUUUCCUCCACAGGGGGCACCUGAGACUUCUGUACAACACUCACUUACACAAACAAACACUCCCUCCACACUGCAUCGUUCCCCUCAUCCACGCCAUUGAUUGAUCUGCUGUUAAAGUGUGAAACAUUUGAUAGCAGCCAGUCAGCGUUCGUCUUGUGCAUGUGUGUAAGUGUGCGGCCAGUUUUACCAUGAAAACCACGGACUUUUGUGUUUAAAGCUCAAAUGGUUAGCAGAUUAAACAGUCCGUGGAUUGAAAGAAAAACACUCUCUAACUAUUGUGAUAAUUGAUUAAUCAUUUGAGUGACUUUUUGAGGAAAAAUGCCAAACAUUUGCUGCUGCCAGCCUCUUAAAUGUGAGUGUUGUCUGAUUUUCUCUGUUUUAUAUCAUGGUAGGUUUAAUAUCUUUGGGAUUUGGACUGUUUAGGUGCUGGGAAAUUGUCAUGGGCAUUUUUUUACAGUUUUAUAGACAAAAUAGUUAAUUGAUUAAUUGACAAACAGAGAAAAAUAAAGUAUUUGCAGCCCUGGUUCUGUUUGGCUUUUACUGUUAGGGUUUAAUUUUUAAAAAUGGAGAAAAAAGUACAUGAAUAGAAUGAAUAACAUUAUUAAUUUAAGAGUUGGCUGUCAUGUCUCUGUCCUCUUUAAAAACACGAAAACUUGAAGUGCCUUCGUUGUUCAUUCCUGCCUUGUUUGAACAUUUCUGUUUCUGUUUUCUUGUUUGUGUGACCUUUUUUUUAAAUGUCUUAUAAAAGUCGACCACAUCACAUCCUGAUCUAGUGAGUUAUGAAUGAAUGGGAUGGAUGAUAAUCAUUCUUAAUGUGGUACAAAUAUAACUGAUUGUUGGAACUACAUGUAAGUGAUACUACAGCUUUCAUAGCCACCUGUAUGUGUGUCCCUGUGGGACUCAACAGGUUCGCUACUGUCUGAAAUUCAGACCCCCCGCCCAGCAUGUUCUGUAACUUAUUUUGAUUGUAUUGUUGUGACUGUGAGCCCAGUAACUCAUGCAUCUGAUCUGAAUGCUUCUUUUUUCUCUCCUGAAUGUCAGUUUUACAGAGUUCUUUAUUAUAACAGCAAAAAUGGAAGUGGCUACUAGAUGCUGUCAGCAUUUUGCCAUAAAAAUCACAUGAUGUACAGCAUAAUGUCAGCAGAUGAGUAAUGUCUGGAAAUGAGAUUCAUUAGAUGGCAUCAGUUCAAUGGCUCCUCUAACUGAAAUAAAAUACUAUUUGGUUGAGUCA